AUGUUAAUUUUCAGCAUCCGACAAAUUGUACCUCGUGCCUGGAGGCGGCAUCCGGCGUGUUUGUCCAGCGAGAGAUUACACCAAACAACACGCAACUAUGGCAGCCAGGCAAAGAUCAACAAGGACACGAUCGAUCUGUACCGGCAGCAGUACAUCCGUGACUCGUGGACAAACCUAACGCCGAAAGUGUUGUCCCAUCUGGACCGCAAUCUUCAUCUGCAGCGUAACCACCCACUGUCUAUUGUCCGCGAGCGGAUCGUAAAGUACUUCUAUGGUGCGUACCUAAGCCCGCGCGGAAAUCCACUGUUCAGUGUGUACGAUAACCUGAGUCCGGUGGUGUCGGUCGAGCAAAACUUUGACCAGCUGCUUAUACCGCCGAAUCAUCCGAGCCGGGCGAAAAGUGACUGUUACUACGUGAACAAGGAUUAUUUGCUGCGAGCGCACACAACCGCCCAUCAGGUGGAGCUGAUACAGGCCGGGUUGGACAAUUUUCUCGUGGUCGGCGACGUGUAUCGGCGCGAUGAGAUCGAUGCAACCCACUACCCGGUGUUUCACCAGCUGGAUGCGGUACGUAUCUUGCACCAGGACAAACUGUUCGAGCGCAAUCCGGAGCUGAAAGUGCACGAAACGCACUACAAAACACAUCUGUCGAACGGAAGCCCGACUACGGGCACUACCGGUAGCCCGCUGGUGGACUGUAUCGACCAGCACAAGCAACCGUGCCACACGCUGGAAGCGGUAAAGCUGUGUGAACACGAAAUGAAAAAGAUUUUGGUCGGGCUGGUGCAGAAGCUGUUCGGCGAGAGCAUCAAGUACCGGUGGGUGGACGCCUACUUUCCCUUCACGCAGCCGUCAUGGGAGUUGGAGAUUUACUUCAACGGUAGCUGGCUCGAGAUACUGGGCUGUGGCAUAACGCGCAAUGAAAUUCUCGAACGGGCCGGUGUGCAAAACUCGAUUGCGUACGCGUUCGGGGUGGGCUUGGAGCGGUUGGCAAUGAUUCUAUUCGACAUACCGGACAUACGGCUGUUUUGGAGCACAGACAGUGGGUUUUUGAACCAGUUUCGGGACGAUCGAAUCGUCAAGUACAAACCAAUCUCGUCCUACCCCCAGUGCAGCAAUGACUUAUCGUUUUGGCUGCCAGAGGGCAUGACGAUCGAUCAAUUCGCGCUGAACGAUUUCUACGAUAUUGUUCGAAGCGUUGGUGGAGAUAUUAUUGAACAGGUAACGUUGAUCGAUCGCUUUACGCACCCGAAAACUGGCAAGAGUAGUCUCUGCUUCCGCAUCGUCUAUCGUCACAUGGAACGCACGCUGACCCAGGCCGAAGUGAACGUGGUGCAUGCCAAGAUUGGCUCGGAACUGGUUGAAAUGUACCACGUUAGCAUUCGAUAAAGUAGGUUUUU
Molecule: messenger RNA, 1400 nt
Organism: Anopheles maculipalpis
Lineage: Eukaryota; Metazoa; Arthropoda; Insecta; Diptera; Culicidae
Gene: PheRS-m
Product: probable phenylalanine--tRNA ligase, mitochondrial
Exons: 2
Coding region: 1-1389 (462 amino acids)
Biological process (GO): phenylalanyl-tRNA aminoacylation
Cellular component (GO): mitochondrion; cytoplasm
Molecular function (GO): ATP binding; tRNA binding; phenylalanine-tRNA ligase activity
Source: RefSeq, a predicted model, not a curated record